ACAACACAUCACUAUAGUGUAAGAGAAAAGAAAAAAAUAUUAACGGUAGCAAACACACACAAUUUUACCCCUGGUGGGACUCGAACCCACAAUCCCCGGUUUAGGAGACCGAUGCCUUAUCCAUUAGGCCACAGGGGCAGGUAGAAGAAUAAUCUUAUUUUUAGUACUAGAAAGUGUGUGUAUAUAUACAUAUAUUAAAAUGUUUAAUUACUUCUUAUUACACCUAUAUAGUUGAAUUCCAAGGUGGAGAGAUCCGUAUACAUACGACAAAGUAAGAAAUCAAAAGAAACCUCUUACAUCAAGCAUCAUGUAUAUGUAUCCGUUCAACGAAAGAUCAUACCCGUUUCGCGCAGCUCACAGGAGGCCCUCUGCUCUCACUUCUAACUUGGUGGUAUACACGGUGAACAAAAAUAUACGAGUAGAGGAAACAACCGAUCAUAUCAAAGGUCGAAAAGUAUAUUGCUAAAUAUAAGACCACUAGAUAUGCUGCUCGGUGCCACAACAUGCUUGCGCAAACGAAGCCUGCUUGAGCCAAUUAGAGUUAACAUGCGCAGAACGAACGAAAAUUCGUAGCAUGACAGGUAUUUUGAAAAAAUGAAGCUAUGGUUUCAAAUGAAGAUAUUAUUUCAGACAACAAAAGAAGAAUUUGAUUGUGAGGCAAGGAAUAUUAUGACAGAGGAUCAAGUUCAUCUUCACAAUGAGUUUCUUCUUUGCCUGUUCAAUAAAGUUAGAGGUUUAGCUGCUGCUGCACCUGUUCGUAAAAUAGAUAGAGAGAAAGCUAUAAAAGAAAAGAGGCUAAGAUUAAAACGUAAAUACAAAACUGAUAAGUCAAAUUUUGAGCCUGCAGAUAUGUAUGUUGAGGUUUUGAGCCAAACUUCAUCACCUGUCGGGGAUGAACCUAUUGGAGCAAAUCGCUCUAGUGCCCAAGAACUUGUGUUGCCAGAUAGAACUUUUGUUUUAGCAAGAUUAAUGCUGGCAGCAUGGGAAAAUAAUAUGGAUGGAGCAGAAGAGAAUACUGCCCAUAUAGUUAUAGCUGCUACACAAAUCUUCUUAAAAAAUAUACUUACAGCAAUAUUUACAAGAAGAAAGGGGUAUGCUGUAAGGGAUGGCUCUUUUAUUUAUAAUAUCGGAGAACCAGUACCUAGUUCAUGGAAAAGAAACUCUAUUCACAUAUCCCGUCCAUCGGACUAUAACGUGACAGAAAUGGUAGAUCCUUAUGGUCAAGUACCUACAAUCAAACCAAAUUUUGAAGAAGCAGAACAAGCAACAGCAUUUGCUUAUGCAUGUUCUUCUCAAACUAUUCCCCCUCCAUUAAAACCUGUUAAUACAGCUGAUUUACAAUAUACGCUGAAGAUAUACAAAAAUCUUGUCAAUAGCCAUACUAUUUAUGCUACUAACAUGGAACGUUUAUUUACAUACGCAACGCAUCAGACAUGGGAAGAUCUAGAAGCUAAAAAAUUAUUAAACUAUCAACCUGCAACAUAAUUAAUUAUUUAUGUAAAUAAAUAACAAUUUAAGGUAAAUAAUUUACAAAUUGCGCAUUAAAAGUUACAUGUUACAUAAGAUUUUUUACGAGACAUAUUUUGUUAAUAAAAUUAAUUUUUAAAAUA
Messenger RNA from Osmia bicornis bicornis, 1610 nucleotides. RefSeq names its product transcriptional adapter 1-like. Gene Ontology annotation, cellular component: SAGA complex. The transcript is spliced from 5 exons. Gene Ontology annotation, molecular function: transcription coactivator activity. The record is from RefSeq and is a predicted model, not a curated record. Gene Ontology annotation, biological process: regulation of transcription by RNA polymerase II. The coding region runs from base 595 to 1485 and encodes 296 amino acids. NCBI's taxonomy places the organism in Eukaryota, Metazoa, Arthropoda, Insecta, Hymenoptera, Megachilidae.